UGUAUUGUUUGACUUUUUAUUGAACCUCUGGUACUGAAUUUGCCCAAAACCAGCAGCAGCGAUCUACAAAGCAUUUUUUUUUCCAGUAAAAUGGGAUUAUUGAGAGCUGCUGGCGUGGUUUACAAGCCAGUAGAGCAACUUGAUCUUGGUCCUGACAGUAACGAGAUAUAUGUCGAAGCCGAUAUCAAAGCUCCUCGCAUGGGAGGAUUGCUGGCAAAAAUAUUUGCGUGGAUUCUGGAGUCAAGGAUAUUUGGAGCAUUGGCGUUCUACAUUUUGAAGAGGCUGAAUCGAGUUCACAAGUUUAUCUCGAAUGCAACGGUGGAGGAACCACCCAUGUUUGUUCCAUUGCAUCCUUAUGUUGACCUUGAUGAGCAAGAAGUCAUAGAGAUUGAUUCUGAUGCAUCUCCAGCAGAAAGAGUUCAACAAGCUAUGAAUUGCCUUCCUUUAACCUCAGAGAAUUCACUAGAUGCUUUCAAAUUCAGCUGUUUCCGGCGUUGGACAAUAGCGGAUUAUUCAAGAGCCUAUAGAAAUGGGGAAAUAACUCCAUUGAAGAUUGCAGAGCGGUUUAUAGAUGCUGUUCAUGAAUCUUCCAGUCGUCCUUUGUCAAUAGCCUUCUUCAUUAACUAUGAUGCUGAAGAUAUCCUAAGGCAAGCUACAGAAUCAACUCUUCGGUAUGAAAGAGGAGCUCCAAUAUCUGCUCUAGAUGGAGUUCCAAUUGCUGUCAAGGAUGAAAUAGAUUGUUCUCCAUAUCCAACUACAGGAGGUACAAAGUGGCUGCACAAGGUUAGACCAUGUACAGGCGAUGCAUGCUGUGUUGCACGACUCAGGUCCUGUGGUGCUAUACUUGUUGGAAAGACUAAUAUGCAUGAGCUUGGAGCUACACCAAGUGGGAUAAAUCCCCACUAUGGGCCUCCGAGAAAUCCCUAUGAUCCCAGCAGAAUCUCUGGUGGUUCUUCUAGUGGAUCUGCAGCAGUAGUGUGUGCAGGGUUAUGCCCUGCAGCCCUUGGUGUGGACGGAGGAGGAUCUGUGAGAAUGCCUGCAUCCCUUUCUGGUGUUGUCGGGUUCAAACCGACUUUUGGACGCAUUCCUCAUUCAGGUGUUCUUCCUCUGAACUGGACAGUAGGAAUGGUUGGAGUACUAGCAGGUACCUUAGAGGAUGCAUUUAUUGUUUAUGCUGCUAUUAGUGGUCAUCUUCCAUCACAUGAGCCAACCACUUUGCCUCCCAAAAUACAUUUUCCGUUGCUGAACUCCACAAAUCCAAUAUCAAACAUCAAGCUUGCAAUAUAUGGAGAGUGGUUCAACGAUUGCAACGAAGAGAUCAGAUUAUGCUGCUCUAAUGCUGUGCAAUUGCUUUGUGAGCGUUACAAUUGGAAGACUGUAGAGGUUACCAUACCAGAGCUAGAAGUAAUGCGCCUGGCACAUUAUGUGACAAUUGGUUCCGAAUGCAGUACUGCACUGAGUUCUCAUCUGGAAAAUUUUAGGGGCCGUUCAGAAUUUGGAUGGGAUGCAAGAGUAGUAGUUGAUAUAUAUGGUGCUUUCAACAGCAAUGAGUAUAUAAAGGCCCAGAAACUGAGGUACCGCCAUAUGCAGAUUCAUAACAAAAUUUUCGCCAAGGCAGAUGUCAUAGUUACUCCAACAACAGGUAUGACUGCAUACUCAAUAUCUAAAAACGCUCUAAAGACUGGUGAGCUUGACUACGUAAAUGGAGGUACCAUUAUUCGAUAUCAGAUAGCAGGAAACUUUUUGGGACUACCUGCUAUUACUGUCCCUGUUGGUUAUGACAAAGCUGGUUUGCCAAUUGGCCUUCAAUUUAUAGGGAAGCCAUGGUCAGAACCCACUUUAAUGCACCUUGCAUUUGCAAUGCAGGCAUUGUGCAUCACAGAUUACAGAAAACCAAAGGUUUUCUACGACAUACUUGGUAAAAAGUGAAGAGAGCAGAGCAGAAUUCACGAGACACCAAUAUUUUUGGCCUUCAACAUAUACCUUCUAUUUCUCUUGAUGGAAUAACACAGUAUUGCUUGAUUAUUUACAAGUUGCCAUUGUUGCUAUGAUAUCAUAUCAUAUAGGCUGCUGCUUGUACCAUCUCAUUUAUAUCAAUAGACUUAUAGAUAUCUGCAUUUGUCAAAACUGGUAACAGGUUUAAAUUAAAUUAGAUUUUUCUUGUUUCAUGCC
Gossypium raimondii (Peruvian cotton) is the source of this 2172-nucleotide messenger RNA. Its product is annotated as fatty acid amide hydrolase. Bases 91 to 1929 code for a protein of 612 amino acids. Gene Ontology annotation, molecular function: catalytic activity. NCBI's taxonomy places the organism in Eukaryota, Viridiplantae, Streptophyta, Magnoliopsida, Malvales, Malvaceae. The record is from RefSeq and is a predicted model, not a curated record. The transcript has 20 exons.